CGCGCCCUUACGUAUCGAGACGCUGCCGGGGAAAUGGCGUUCAGCUCGGCCUGGAAGCGAAUGUCGUGGCUUUAUUACCAGUAUCUGCUGGUGACGGCUCUCUACAUGCUGGAGCCCUGGGAGCGGACGGUGUUCAAUUCCAUGUUGGUGUCUAUUAUUGGAAUGGCACUUUACACUGGUUAUGUUUUCAUGCCUCAACAUAUAAUGGCCAUCUUGCAUUAUUUUGAAAUUAUGCAGUGAAGAAUCUCGGAAAGAAGCCAGUUAGAAAUGGAGAUCAGACUGCUAAAAAAACUGAUUAUUUACAACUUAAGGAAUCCUACAGAUGGCAAAAUGAAUGCCAAUUGAUGAUUGUGGCAGUCACUGGGGGCACAUGGAGAUGCAAAUGCAUUUUAUUUAUGUAUAAGAUUCCCUUGUAUAUUUUGUCUAUUAAUACUGUGUUUGUACCUUUGAUAUCAGUAUUUUCUUAACUUCGUGACUGUCUUAGUAUUACACUAUAAAAGCUUUUCCUAAUGUAACUAGGUACAUUUUGCCUUCUAUUUUUUAAUCAAAAAUUAUCUUAUUAAGUGGAGCUUGAAGCUUUUGCUACUGUAUAUUUACAUCCAUCUGGGUAUAUUUCUAGUAGAACAUUUUGUAAGAAAGUUGUUUAGAUUCAUGUAUAAAUGUGGAUAUACUCAUAAAACUUCCUUAUAAAACUUACCCAGGUGCUUGAGUUGCUAUCUGAAUUGUUUAAAAUUGUGGUGUAAGCUCUCCGUUUUGCUUUAACAAUAAAUAGAAAGCUUUUUCUUUGUACUUGGAGAAAAACAUCAAAACUUACUAUUGCAUAUAUACAACAGUAUGAAAUACAAGAAAGUACUGGAUUCAUUCCUUAUCUGUAUGUAAAAUGUUUGUUUCAUGCAUGUCAUUUGGAAUUUUAUGACAGCACUUUAAUGCUGCUACUAUAAUUUCUAACUAAAAUAUGUAUGUUUAUCUCCCAAGGAACAUAUUUUAUUACUGACUUCAGUUUAAAAGACUAUGAGUAUGGGUCAUGACUAUAGUGUAAUCAUGUCUGUAUUCUGAACCCACUGUUGACAAGUUUUCAAACUUUUGUGAAUAUUUAAAUCACAUCACUAAAAUAUGAAGUUUGGAAUGGACUUGAUUUAAAAUAUGCAGCAGUAAGGAGUUACCUACUGGUCUUAAAGUUCUUUUAGUUUUUAUAGCAUUUUUCAGAUUUGUAUUUUGGACUGUAAAAUUGAAAUUUUUAAGAUGAUAUUCCAGAGAUAAAAAAAGAUGAAAACAACA
Messenger RNA from Thamnophis elegans (Western terrestrial garter snake), 1278 nucleotides. It is a transcript of the gene SPTSSA, whose product is annotated as serine palmitoyltransferase small subunit A. Gene Ontology annotation, cellular component: serine palmitoyltransferase complex. The transcript is spliced from 2 exons. Gene Ontology annotation, biological process: ceramide biosynthetic process. The record is from RefSeq and is a predicted model, not a curated record. Gene Ontology annotation, molecular function: serine C-palmitoyltransferase activity. Bases 34 to 240 code for a protein of 68 amino acids. NCBI's taxonomy places the organism in Eukaryota, Metazoa, Chordata, Lepidosauria, Squamata, Natricidae.